Messenger RNA from Plasmodium gaboni, 675 nucleotides. RefSeq lists its product as hypothetical. The record is from RefSeq and is a predicted model, not a curated record. The coding region runs from base 1 to 675 and encodes 224 amino acids. NCBI's taxonomy places the organism in Eukaryota, Apicomplexa, Aconoidasida, Haemosporida, Plasmodiidae. The transcript is spliced from 2 exons.
AUGAUGAUGAACCCUAACUUGGGAAAACCAGACGACGAUUUGGCUGUUUAUGAUUAUACAGACAUUUCAAUGAAUGUGUGUCUUAUGAAAUAUGAAUAUAUAUUUGAUCCUUGGACAAAUGAUUCAAGGUAUUUAUAUUCUAAUGAAAAUAUGCAAAAUGAAAUAGAAGCCUUAAAUGAGUUAAUGAAAUCUAAAGUAUCCCUCACACAUAAAAAAAAAUAUUGGUUUCUUUAUUUAAAAAAAUUUUCUUUAUUGUUAUUUAUUUAUAUAUUUAUUUUGUUUAUUAAUAUUUUUUUUUUUUUUUUUAGAGUUUGCUUAUUUUUUAACCCAGCUUUUUCUUAUUUAUUUAUGACUAUUGGUUUUGCAGGAAUAUUUGUUUUUUAUAAAAUGAAGAAUGACCUUUCAAUAGCAUUUAUAUUUGCAUGUAUCUUUUUAGUUGCAUUCUCUCAUUAUAUUAUGUGUAUUAUAUGUAGUUAUAUAAUAACCAAGGGUGUUAUAAAUUCAGUUGAAACAAGAAUAAAAUCAUUAAAUAUAAAAUAUAAAAAAGAAAAAAUAUAUUUUAAAUUAAUAAACCUUAGUAGCUUCGGUUUAAAAUAUUUGAAACUUUUUACUUUAUCAAAAGGACAAGCAUAUUUUACAUUAAGGGUUAUAUAUAAAUAUUGCAAAAUUAUAUGA